CAUAGCAGAAGCAGUAGUCGUAACAGUAGUAGUAGUAGAAGUAACAGCAGUAGUAGUAGUAGUAGCAGUAGUAGUCAUAUCAGUAGUCAUAGCAGUAGUAGUAGCGGUAACAGUAGCAGUAGUAAUCAUAGCGGUAGCAGUAGUCGUAGCAGUAGCUGUAGUAGAGGUAUCAGUAGUAGCAGUAACAGUAGCAGUAGUACUCGUAGCAGUAAUAGUAGUAGCAGUAGCUGUAACAGUAGCAGUAGUAGUAGCAGUAGCAGUAGUAGUCGUAGCUGUAGUAGGAGUAGUAGUAGAAGUAGCAGUAGUAACAGUUGUAGUAGCAGUAGCAGUAGUAGCAGUAGCAGCAGUGGUCAUAGCAGUAGCAGUAGUCGUAGCAGUAGUAGAAGUAACAGUAGUAGCAGUAGCAGUAGCAGUAGUAGUAAUAACAGUAGUAGCAGUAGCAGUAGCAGACACAGUAGAAGUAGCAGUAGUAGUAGCAGAAGCAGUAGUAGUCAUAGCAGUAGCAGUAGUCAUAGCAGUAGUCGUAGCAGUAGCGGUAGUCGUAGCAGUAGCGGAAGUAGUAACAGUAGUAGUAGCAGCAGUAACAGUAGUAGAUGA
Molecule: messenger RNA, 597 nt
Organism: Oncorhynchus masou masou (cherry salmon)
Lineage: Eukaryota; Metazoa; Chordata; Actinopteri; Salmoniformes; Salmonidae
Exons: 1
Source: RefSeq, a predicted model, not a curated record